This is a messenger RNA of Fraxinus pennsylvanica, 615 nucleotides long. Lineage: Eukaryota; Viridiplantae; Streptophyta; Magnoliopsida; Lamiales; Oleaceae. The record is from the annotation of a GenBank genome assembly.
AUGGGUUUGAAAGGAUUUGUAGAAGGAGGCAUUGCUUCGAUUAUUGCAGGGUGUAGCACUCACCCACUUGAUUUGAUUAAGGUCCGGAUGCAACUCCAGGGUGAAGCGUCUGCACCCAAUCCAGCCCUUCGUCCGGCUCUUGCUUUUCCGACAUCUGCCCACCACCACGUCCACCUCCCUCCGCCACCCCGCGUUGGACCCAUUUCUGUUGGGGUUAGGAUCAUUCAGCAAGAUGGUGCCAAAGCUCUCUUUUCCGGCGUUUCUGCCACAAUCCUACGCCAGACCCUGUAUUCCACCACCAGAAUGGGACUAUACGACAUCCUGAAGAAAAAAUGGACCGAUCCCAACACAAAAAACAUGCCUUUGAUGAUGAAGAUCACGGCAGGACUCGUGGCCGGUGGGAUCGGAGCAGCCGUGGGGAAUCCGGCUGAUGUCGCUAUGGUUCGGAUGCAAGCCGAUGGCCGUCUCCCUCUGGCCCAGCGGCGCAACUACAAGAGCGUGGUGGACGCCAUUUCUCAAAUGGCAAAGAACGAGGGCGUAACCAGCCUGUGGCGCGGUUCUUCCCUCACCGUGAAUCGCGCCAUCCAGAGCGACUACUGUGCCACAGUGGCUUGA